Messenger RNA from Ordospora colligata OC4, 1014 nucleotides. RefSeq names its product subunit of RNA polymerase III transcription factor IIIC. Gene Ontology annotation, biological process: transcription initiation at RNA polymerase III promoter. The transcript has a single exon. NCBI's taxonomy places the organism in Eukaryota, Fungi, Microsporidia, Ordosporidae. Gene Ontology annotation, cellular component: transcription factor TFIIIC complex. Bases 1 to 1014 code for a protein of 337 amino acids. The record is from RefSeq and is a predicted model, not a curated record.
AUGUGUGAUGUUCUGGACAUUAUUGAAUGUCCUUUCAGGGCCGAUGAUUGUGUCUUACCUCUCAUAAAGACAAGCUCUGGAUACGAAAUGCGCGUUUGCAGCCGACCUGAUUCAAAGAAGGUCCUUGCAACAAAGAGUAAAAAAGAAUCACGAUAUCUGCAUGUGCGAGUCGAUGACUAUGGGUGCAAACAGAUAGGAUAUACAGAGAAUAUGUAUCUGUUCUCCACGCCUGCCGACUUUUACGUUCCUAUUGAUCAAUGCUCAAGAGAGUUUUACUCAAGUAUCUAUGACAAGCUGGUUCAUGGAGACAUGCAACAGUGCAUGGAAGUUGCACAGAUGUUUAGUGAGUCGUAUAUAGACAAUGAGGUUCCGAUGUAUCCAGCACCUGUGAUUUCCACAGUGGAGAGUUUUGAGAACUACAACUUCAAAGACUUCAGGAGUGGAAGAGAUAGACCGAUAGAUACGAUACAUGCAGGAUAUGAUGAUGAGAUACCAUGCGAGCCUAUUGAAGGACUCGAGGGCUCUUUGAUGAAAUUACACUCGGUAGAUGUGAUGGAGAUUCAGAGACAGAUAUUUGGGCAGGUGUUUUUGGUUCAUCCAAUACUCAGGAUUUCAAAUGUGAUACGUAUGUUUGACUUGGAUGAAAGGGCAUCUGAAGUUGAGUUCAGCAACUGGAAAAUAAAGAAGCUUCUUCCAUUGCAUGCAUACUUCAUUACAUCUGGACCAUGGAGGGGAUGCUGGGCAAGGUUUGGAUUUAACCCGAAGGCUGAUCAGUCGAACUUCAAGUAUCAGAUAUACGACAGUCGUAAGUCUGGACGCACUUUCCAAGUGUUCGAAGCAGAAAACGUUGUUUUUGAAGUUGAAAGGAAUAAGCCAUGGUACCUUACAGACAAGCCAAAUUUUAGAACGGGAUUCCAUACAAAGGCUCUUCUCAACUUGUUGAAGUUCAGGUCUGAGUUGGAGUUCCAUCAAGCAGAUGACGGAGAUGAAAUGGAUUUUGAAGUUUAUGACUGA